UGCGCUUCCUGAAAGUGCGCUGAGGGCUGGGCAGGGGGCAGAGGGCUCGGGGCCGUGCAGCCAGCGGGGCGCAGCCCAGCCAUGGGGCACCCGGCGAGCUGGGCUGCCCUGCUGGUGCUGAGCGCAGCCUGGCAGCUGGUGCUGGGGGGCGCAGCAGGAGGGGGCCGGCGGAGCCCGCACAACAUCGUCCUGAUCCUGACCGAUGACCAGGACACGGAGAUCGGGGGCAUGACUCCGAUGAAGAAGACGCAAGUCCUGAUCGGCCAGGCGGGUGUCUCCUUCCCCAAUGCGGUGAGUGCCAUGGCGCUGUGGGGACUGGCCUGGGACAUGCGCACCGGAGACUGGGAAGGAGAGCGGGGGACAGGCCGCCCCUCCCUGGAGGGUAACUGCAGCAGCCCGGCCUGGCAGAAGAGCCAGGAGCCACUGGCCUUCCCCAGCUACCUGCAGAGGCAGGGCUACCAGACCUUCUACGCUGGCAAAUACCUCAACCAGUACGGACACCCCACGGCUGGGGGCGUCCAGCAUGUGCCCCUGGGCUGGACCUACUGGAAUGGCCUGGUAGGGAAUUCCCGCUAUUAUAACUACACCCUGUCGGCGAACGGGCGAGAGGAGCAGCAUGGGCAGAGCUACCAGGACGACUACCUCACGGAUCUCAUUACCAACCGGAGCCUGGAGUUCCUGCAGAAGUGGUCCCACCCACCCUUCCUGAUGGUGUUGGCCCCGCCCGCCGCCCACUCCCCAUGGACCGCGGCGCCAGGCUACGCCACGGCCUACAGCACCACCAAGGCGCCCCGCAAUGGCAGUUUCAACGUCCACGGCAAGGACAAGCACUGGCUGGUGAGACAGGCCAGGACUCCCAUGGCCAACACGUCCAUCGAGUUCCUGGACAAGGCCUACAGGGAGAGGUGGCAGACUCUGCUCUCGGUGGACGACCUGGUGGAGAGAGUGGUGGGCCGGCUAAAGGCCCUGGACCUGCUGGCCAGCACCUAUGUCUUCUACACCUCGGACAAUGGCUACCAUGCAGGCCAGUUCUCGCUGCCCAUCGAUAAACGCCAGCUGUACGAGUUCGACAUCCGGGUGCCGCUGCUGGUGCGGGGGCCGGGCAUCAAAGCGAACCAGACCCGACUGGAGCCAAUCCUCAAUAUUGACCUGGGGCCCACGUUCCUGGACAUCGCCGGCCUCAACGUCUCGCAGACCGCCAUGGAUGGGCAGUCCUUCCUGCCGCUGCUGGUGACGCCGGUGCAACCCAGUGCGUGGCGGGCGGAUUUCCUGGUGCAGUACACAGGGGAGGGGCACCUGACCGCGGACCCAGCCUGCCCAGCCCUGGGCCCAGGGGUAUCGCAAUGCUUUCCCGACUGCGUGUGCGAAGACGCCUUCAACAACACCUACGCCUGCGUCCGAGCCCUGCACCCCCACAGCCUGCAGUACUGCGAGUUCGCCGACCGCCAGGCCUUUGUGGAGCUGUACAACCUGACCGCCGACCCCCACCAGCUCCACAACGUGGCCCGGAGCGUGGACCCCACCCUGCUGGAGGCUUUGAACCAGCGGCUGAUCAAGCUCCAGGCCUGUGAGGGGCCCAGCUGCCGGGCCUAGGGGUGCCCGCCCCCAGCUGUGCCAGGAACCCACCUGCGGGUGCCAACAACUCAGCGCACGUCAAACACCUGGGGCUGGAUGGGCCCUGCCCCUCUGACCUCGGCCCCUUCGCAGGCUGCCUGGAGCCCAGCGGCUGGAUAAAGGGGCUCCCCCAGCCUGAACCUGGACAGGGGGCCUCAGCUGCCAUCCCCCAUUUGCUGCCUCCCAUAGGGCAGGAGUAUUUGCCCCCAGACUCAGGCUCUGCCAUCAGGGAUAUUUCUGUCCUCACCCAUUUGUAGCUGUGCCUGCUCCACCCAGCAUCCCACCCCUUCCCUGCUGAUUCCCCCUCCCCCGGCUCUGGAAGCUGCUGGGGUCUCUGAUCUUCCCCCUGCCCUGUGACAUGAAGGUGAAAUAAACUCUGGUUAGUAGAAGGGGCUCG
Mauremys mutica (yellowpond turtle) is the source of this 2011-nucleotide messenger RNA. Its product is annotated as N-acetylglucosamine-6-sulfatase-like. Gene Ontology annotation, molecular function: N-acetylglucosamine-6-sulfatase activity; glycosaminoglycan binding. The transcript is spliced from 13 exons. NCBI's taxonomy places the organism in Eukaryota, Metazoa, Chordata, Testudines, Geoemydidae. The coding region runs from base 82 to 1593 and encodes 503 amino acids. Gene Ontology annotation, biological process: glycosaminoglycan metabolic process. The record is from RefSeq and is a predicted model, not a curated record.